AUAACACAGUAAUACCUUACAUAACACAGUAAUACCUUAUAUAACACAGUAAUACCUUUCAUUAACACAGUAAUACCUUACAUAACACAGUAAUACCUUAUAUAACACAGUAAUACCUUUCAUUAACACAGUAAUACCUUACAUAACACAGUAAUACCUUACAUAACACAGUAAUACCUUGCAUAACACAGUAAUACCUUACAUAACAAAGUAAUACCUUACAUAACACAGUAAUACCUUACAUAACACAGUAAUACCUUACAUAACACAGUAAUACCUUACAUAACACAGUAAUACCUUACAUAACAAAGUAAUACCUUACAUUACAAAGUAAUACCUUACAUUACAAAGUAAUACCUUACAUAACACAGUAAUACCUUACAUAACACAGUAAUACCUUUCAUUAACAAAGUAAUACCUUUCAUUAACAAAGUAAUACCUUUCAUUAACAAAGUAAUACUUCACAUAACACAGUAAUACCUUACAUAACACAGUAAUGCCUUACAUAACACAGUAAUACCUUAUAUAACACAGUAAUACCUUACAUAACAGUAAUACCUUACAUAACACAGUAAUACCUUACAUAACACAGUAAUACCUUACAUAACACAGUAAUACCUUACAUAACACAGUAAUACCUUACAUAACACAGUAAUACCUUACAUAACACAGUAAUACCUUUCGUUAACAAAGUAAUACCUUACAUAACACAGUAAUACCUUACAUAACACAGUAAUACCUUAUAUAACACAGUAAUACCUUACAUAACACAGUAAUACCUUACAUAGCACAGUAAUACCUUACAUAACACAGUAAUACCUUACAUAACACAGUAAUACCUUACAUAACACAGUAAUACCUUACAUAACACAGUAAUACCUUACAUAACACAGUAAUACCUUUCAUUAACAAAGUAAUACCUUACAUAACACAGUAAUACUUUACAUAACACAGUAAUACCUUACAUAACAAAGUAAUACCUUACAUAACACAGUAAUACCUUACAUAACACAGUAAUACCUUAUAUAACACAGUAAUACCUUUCAUUAACAAAGUAAUACCUUACAUAACACAGUAAUACCUUACAUAACACAGUAAUACCUUAUAUAACACAGUAAUACCUUACAUAACACAGUAAUACCUUACAUAACACAGUAAUACCUUACAUAACACAGUAAUACCUUACAUAACACAGUAAUACCUUUCAUUAACAAAGUAAUACCUUACAUAACACAGUAAUACCUUUCAUUAACAAAGUAAUACCUUACAUAACACAGUAAUACCUUACAUAACACAGUAAUACCUUACAUAACACAGUAAUACUUUACAUAACACAGUAAUACCUUACAUAACACAGUAAUACCUUACAUAACACAGUAAUACCUUACAUAACACAGUAAUACCUUACAUAACACAGUAAUACCUUUCAUUAACAAAGUAAUACUUUACAUAACACAGUAAUACUUACAUAACACAGUAAUACCUUACAUAACACAUUAAUACCUUACAUAACACAGUAAUACCUUACAUAACACAGUAAUACCUUACAUAGCACAUUAAUACCUUACAUAACACAGUAAUGCCUUACAUAACACAGUAAUACCUUUCAUAACACAGUAAUACCUUACAUAACACAGUAAUACCUUACAUAACACAGUAAUACCUUACAUAACACAGUAAUACUUUACAUAACACAGUAAUACUUACAUAACACAGUAAUACCUUACAUAACACAGUAAUACCUUACAUAACACAGUAAUACCUUACAUAACACAGUAAUACCUUACAUAACACAGUAAUACCUUACAUAACACAUUAAUACCUUACAUAACACAGUAAUACCUUUCAUUAACAAAGUAAUACUUUACAUAACACAGUAAUACUUACAUAACACAGUAAUACCUUACAUAACACAGUAAUACCUUACAUAACACAGUAAUACCUUACAUAACACAGUAAUACUUUACAUAACAAAGUAAUACCUUACAUAACACAGUAAUACCUUACAUAACACAGUAAUACCUUACAUAACACAGUAAUACCUUACAUAACACAGUAAUACCUUUCAUUAACAAAGUAAUACCUUACACAACAUAAUCUUCAGACACAUCAGUUAAAGUUUAGCUACAUUUUUAAUCAUGUUCAUGAAGCUGUGUGUUGUCAGUAUUAGUCAAUGUAUUAACCCAGAUAAAUAGUUGUUUUAUUAAAUUGUAUUGUUAUUGGUACGUUUUAACAUGAUGGUUGAACUUCUUUAUAUAGGAACAAUAAAUUACCUUAGUUAUUUGAACUUACAUUGCCUAUGUAUUAUUGUAACCACGAACAAGUGGUAUUAAUUGACUAUGUGUAUUCAAUAUUUGAAGGAGCCUCGGGUUCAGUGUUAUAGACAAUACUUUCACUAUACACAGUGUGAACUUUUUAAGAGUGUUGUUUAUUAUGCAUAACAGCCUCAUCAAAAUAAAUAAUAUCAGUCGAGUGUAAGUAAAGAAUAAGAAUUACAUUGAUUACCUGAAGAGAAACAUUUAUGGAUUAUAUUUUUUGGAGAUUUAUCAGUAUAUUUUAUUAACAUAGAUGAAAGCUCUUUCACUAUAAAAUUUAUAGGUUAUCCUAGAGUUCAUAGUGUUAAAAAAAAGUAAGAUUAAUUAAAACAAAUAGAUUAAUGAGGAGAAACUGAUUUAUUCUUUAAGACCAUCUAAGAGCAUUUUCUGACAAAAUAUAUCUUCAAGAAAUAUGAAAGUUCAUUAGAAAAAAACAUUAUUAUCCAGAGUAAACUUUAGAAGAAUCAACUAAGAUGAUUACAGAGGAUGACUCUUAUCAUUGUUCCGAGAGCCUAGAUGAGUUUUCAAAUAAUUCACUGUUGGUACAGGACAAGAGUGCUGCUGCUGCUGCUGCUGCAGCAGGUGAGGAACCAUUUCAGUGCUCAGUCUGUGAAAAAGGUUUUUCUCGUAAAUCUUCUCUGGUCAACCAUUCAAAAGUUCAUAGAGAAGCUAGAGUAUAUCAGUGUUUAGUGUGUCAAAAAUGCUUUUCUGAAAAAUCAUCUUUAGUAAAACAUACAAGAAUUCAUACAGGAGAGAAGCCAUACCAGUGUUUAGUGUGUCUAAAAGUCUUUACUGAAAACUCUGCUUUAGCAAAACAUACUAGAGUUCACACUGGAGUGAAGCCCCACGAGUGUUCAGUAUGUCUAAAGGGCUUCGCGGAAAGAUCCUCAUUAAUACGACACACGAGGAUCCACACUGGAGAGAAGCCAUAUAACUGUUCUGAGUGUCUAAAGAGUUUUUCUCAUAAACCUUCUUUAAUAAUUCAUUUGAGAGUUCAUACAAAAGAGAAACCGUAUCAUUGUUCAAUAUGUCUUAAAGACUUUUCAGUAAAAUCACACUUAAUACAACACACAAGAGUUCAUACAGGGGAAAAACCAUACCAGUGUCCAGUUUGUCAUAAAGAGUUCUCAGUAAAAUCACAUCAAUCACAGCACAUGAGAGUUCAUACAAGAGAAAAGUUAUAUCAUUGUUCAGAGUGUCUCAAAGAUUUUUCUCAUAAGUCUUCUCUAGAAAAUCACAUGAGAUCUCAUACAGGAGAAAAACCUUACAAAUGUUCAGAGUGUCCUAAAGAAUUUUCAAUAAAAACACAUUUAUUACUACAUACGAGAGUGCAUACAGGAGAGAAACCAUAUCAUUGCUCAGUAUGUCAAAAAAACUUUAAACAAAAAUCACAUUUAGUAAAACAUAUGAGAGUUCAUACAGACGAGAAACCAUGAUGGUAGCAUUUAACACACUUGUGCUCUCUAUUCUUGUCUAUUGUUCACUGUUCACAGUACCUUUACAUUGACAGGGAAAUACAUCAGUGCCAGAAACUACAAAAAUGGUUUACUGCUUGCAUAGUCAAUAAAACAUUUAAAAUUGA
Messenger RNA from Cherax quadricarinatus, 3897 nucleotides. Its product is annotated as zinc finger protein 436. The record is from RefSeq and is a predicted model, not a curated record. Gene Ontology annotation, molecular function: RNA polymerase II cis-regulatory region sequence-specific DNA binding; DNA-binding transcription factor activity, RNA polymerase II-specific. Gene Ontology annotation, biological process: regulation of transcription by RNA polymerase II. Lineage: Eukaryota; Metazoa; Arthropoda; Malacostraca; Decapoda; Parastacidae. Gene Ontology annotation, cellular component: nucleus.